Molecule: messenger RNA, 3950 nt
Organism: Octopus sinensis (East Asian common octopus)
Lineage: Eukaryota; Metazoa; Mollusca; Cephalopoda; Octopoda; Octopodidae
Exons: 12
Coding region: 194-2329 (711 amino acids)
Source: RefSeq, a predicted model, not a curated record
CGCAGACUAGCUCACCCCCCCUAGCCCCGUCCUUCUACCCUCGUGCAUCGCAGUGCAACCCACCCCCUCGCUAGUGCUUAGCUCAUUACAUCAUCUCCCUUUUAAUAUUUGCCCGUUGCCACCAUCGUUGUCAUGGUAACUAUAACAGAUUCGACAGAGGCCCCAGGAGGAGUGUAAAACUGAAACUGCAGAAAUGACAAAGUUCGGUCGAAAGAGUGAUCGUCAACAAUUGCAGAUUUGGCCUUCUGGAAACUUCUUGGCAAGGAAUGCACCGUUUGGGACCCUCGACACUCCAGCCACGACCAUCAAAAUAAUUGGCAGUAAAUACGUCCCUGUUUUAGAGACUAAAGAUAAAAACAGCCAUUUCAAAGGUUACAGAAGUUCCAGGCGUUUGUUAGCCCUUGACCCCAUUUCAGAUAAACCCACACAAAUCAACCCAACCCUUCUUCAGGCAAACACUAAUGAAGAUUCACAGGGCAACAGCUCUCCCAAUCUGAUGCGGAAGACCCCUCUUGGGUUUCGACCCGAUUCCAAAACCAUGAAGCUCAGCCCCUACAGCACCCUGCCUCCAAUCGCACGGUACCGCACCAAGAACCAGAUGUCGACCGUCUUUGAGCCGGAGUGCUGGACAUUACCUCGCAAGGAUUUCAUGAACGGCCGAGAACACAGCUCGGGUUACCUCGGCAAAACCGAGGACCCGAAUUACCUCACGCGCCAACAACACCUGCAGCAACAGCAGCGGUCAGUGGCCCCAGGGGUCACCGCUGAGAGCCAACGACAGCAGCAGCUUUCUCUGGACAUUCAGCAUGAUGUAUUCACGGACAGCAACACACAAACUGACCACCCUCAGCAGAAUUUAGUGACCGUCAACAAUAACGCCAUGACCACCCCUGCUGCUUCGGUCAACAACAGUGCUAGCACCACCGAGGACGGCGCCGCACUCCACGUGCUUCAUGCGGCUCAUGCUGACCACAUCAGUGACCGGCAGUACUUACUAGGACUAUUGCCGAAACUUCCAUAUCUACCGUCCGAACCACUCCGGCUCAACGCGGACACGGAGAUAAAACUGAUGAAGAUGCUGCACGAUGAACUGGCCACCGUCCACCCGAACGUACUCAGGGAAAUCUACAUGAUGCUGUGUACGUUUGACCGCCGACUGACCGGCUGGUGCCGGCUCCAGGACAUCAGUUUCACACUGUCGAAAAUGAAGGUAACCAUUUCAACAGACACUCUCAGACUUGCGGCAUCUUUAUUUGUGGCCAAAGACUAUCCAGGGUUGGUCAAUUAUGAGAAAAUACUCUCUCUGUUUGGUGCAGCGCUAAAGUUUGGACACAACAGCAAUGUUGUAAGAAACCAUAUUGAAAAGAAUUCCAUUCUCAGCCAGUUGCAACAACCGGAAGAUUCUCCACCAAAAUAUUUCAACAAUAAUCUUGAAAAACCAGGAGAUCUUCCAAAAGGGGAAUCUCCUUUGCCUGACCAGGACAUUGCUAAACUAAUUCGCGCUGUUGAACGAGAACUACGACAGGUCAACUACAACAUAAAUUUUGACAAGUUGACCUCCAGCUUCCAAACCGAAGAUCGAAAUCACAGAGAGACCCUUUCGGCCGAUCAGAUUAAACGUGUUUGUUACCGAAAUUCGAUUCCGGUCAGUGAGUCUCUGCUGGACGACAUUCUUUACCGAUGCUGUGAUGUUAGCAAUGGACAGUAUAGUUGGCACAAGUUCAUCUCGUUCCUAGAACGUGUGCAACCGAUCCACACCGGACUCAGGAUUCCUUCCAGCAAAAGGCCACUGGAGUACGCUAAGAACUACCUGGCACCGUUACCAAACUGGCCAAAAGCUACACAGUCGCCUAGGGAUGUAACGCAAAAGGUGUUGCCAACAAGAGAACAGUCUCUCUUAGCUGCCGGCUUACCCUCAAACAAACGAAUGGACGGAAACAGGGAAAGAAACACCCCACAACAUCAGAAAGACGAAGAUAAAUCACGGCUGAAAGAUGGUGAACAAAUGGCUAGGGGUUUGUCCCCUAAUUACGGUGACAGGUGUACAGACCCCAUGGGGACACUGAAAGCACAGACAGGGAUCAUUGCUGACGAUGGAAGUUGGUUUGACAGGUUUAUGAAACUGGCCAACAGACUUUAUGCUCAAGACUCGGACCAUGCAGGUUUCCUCCCCCUCGACGACGUCUGGAGCCUUGUCCACGCCAGCAACAGCAAAUACAACCUGGGGCUGCCGGAGCUGAAGAUUGAACACGCAAUCGCCGAAUCACUGGACCACAAUCAAGUCAACCUGCAUAGCAUGUUGAAGCAGCUGGGAGGAAUACCGAGUUGAGGGUCAACGAACAUCUCGUCUCCACCCACGACCACCACUGCUGCCGCUGCCGUCACCCUUUGAAUCAGUGGAGGUGGGGGUUGGUGAGAGGGGGGAGGGGUGGAGCAGUGAGAUAAUGUGGUGUUGUUAUUGUUGUUGUUGUUGAUGCUGACUUAUAGGAGUGAAUGACCCCUGGAGGGGGAAAAAAGGAUUGAGUGCAUGUGUGUGUGUGAGAAACCAUAUACAUACAUGAGUGUGUGUGUGAGUGUAUAUAUGUGCAUGUGUGUGUGAGUAUAUGUAUGUAUGAGUGUGUGUGAGAAAGUAUAUGUGUGUGUGCAUGUGUGUGUAUGUUAUUGGGAUUGAGUGAGGGCAUGAGGUUAACUGAAUGAAUGUGAGUGGUGAGUGAGAGUGAGAGUGAGUGUGACUGAGUGAGUGUUAGUAUGAGUCAGUGAAUGUAGGAGCAUUUCGUGAGUGUACCUCAAAGUAGACUUGCAAACACAGAUGGACAACUUAAUUUUGAUAUACUUUCAUGAAGUAACAGCAUGUUAGCGUCCUCAUCACCACCACAGACAUCAGUAUCCAGUUUCAUUUCCAUCUCAGAUAUCAAACCCAUUCCACAUUCCAUCUCUACUCUCUCCUGUCACAUCAUCCCCCACUCUUCUUCCUUUACUCCUCACAAAAUCAAACCUUUCGAGUUAUUACCCUAUUCCACCUUUUUCCAACACAUGACAACCUACAGUUGUCAACCAACAGCUGUCAAACAGCAAUUGUCAAUUUCCAGCUGUCAACUAACAGCUGUUGUCUGACAGUUGUCAAAUGGCAAUUGUCAAUUUCCAGCUGUUGUCCAACAGUUGUCAACCAACAGCAAUUGUCAAUCAUCAGCUGCUAGCUAGCAUUUGUCAAUCAACCGCUGCCAACCAGCAGUUGUCAAUCAAGAGCUGUCAACCAACAGUAGUCACUCUGCAGUUGUCAAUGAACAGCUGUCAACCAAUGGAUAUCCUAUUACUCUCAACCUACAGAUCUCUUGCAGAUAUCAACAAGAUAUGUCCUACUGGUGUCAACUUAUAGAUGUCCUGCAGAUGUCAACCUGCAGAUGUUCAACUGACAUCAGCAUCCAAAAGUCAGCCUAUUAAUGAACUAAAAUUGUCAAUCUAUAGACAUCAAGAGACACUGUCCUACCAACAUCAACCUACAGAUGUGAACUAUAGAUAUCCUGCAGAUCUCCAACAGAUAUCACAUAACAGAUCUUCUAGAGAUAUCAGACUAAAGAUUUCUUUCAGACCUACUCAGACGCAAGACAUUCUAUUGCGCUGUGGCACCAUCUUACAGCCAGAUGGACUGAACUGUUGAUGGUUAAGCGUCCCCUUAAACUUGAUCCUUAUUUGAUUAACACUGUGACAAACCCCUACCAACACCAUGAGAGGCUUCUUAUCCUAUCCAUCCCUGCCACUCCAUAAUAAAAUAUUUCCAGUUCCUAAACAUUGUCCUUUUAUAAGAAAAAAGAAAAAAAACUGUGGAGGAGGGUUAAGCCUGUUACACACGUGAGAAUGGAUGUUAUAUAUAUAUAUAUAUAUAUAUAUGUGUGUGUGUGUGUGUGUAUAUGUGUACAUAUGAUGUAUAUAUAUAUAUAUAUAUAUAUAUA